ACAACUUUGACAGUCCUCCACAGUUGGCACCAAGGAUCCAGGACGCUUUAGGGUGGACAGGAGAGGUCCAGAGAGAAAGAGUGAGAGAAGGAUAAGGUUAGUUCUAUGAUAAGGAAGGAAGGAACAUCAGAUUCUUUCCUCCCCAAGUUCACCUUUAGAACCCUUUUCCAGGGGAUUAACGAGUCUGGAGAGAGAGAGAGAAACAAUAUGACAAGAAAAGGAACAUGAAAGAAAUCGUCAUUAAACGCACUUGAAGUUAUCUCUUCCUUCUUGCACCUCUCUCUAAUUUAAUCUUAAACCCACUCCAAGUUCCCCCAAGGGACUUCUCUCUCUGUUUCAAGAGAGACAGAAUCAGAAGAGUCCAUUCCUCCUGAUUCCCACCCAAGUGGGAAUAAAAACAGGAUUCCACUCUUUCUUUCUGUUCCUCCUCUCAUCCCUCGUUCCCCUCCUCCUCUCCGUCAUGACGUUGCUGGCCUCUGAGAGGUCGCUUCUCAUCCGGAACAAAUUCCGCUCAGUCUUGCAGUUGAGGAUUCAGAACCGAAGGCAAAAUGAAAUCGACUCUGGGUUGAAAACUACCUGUUCCUCUCGCAAAGGAGAGAAAGACCAGAGUAAAGCUCUGCGUCUAACUGACGAUGGCGCCACUCAGAAGUCGCCCCUUUGUGGUCUGAACAUUAAAACUGCACAAGACAGGAGUGUGUGUGGGGCCGGAAGGCAGAAGAAGGCUCGGCUGGCUAACAACCUUGGAGAGAAGGUCCAGCAUCGGCCCGGACCUCUGGACCUCCUGCACAAACACAUACUGCCUCCGGAGAACCGCCCUGUCUCCUUCCCUCCCUCCUCAGAUGUCUUCCAAGAUGACAUCUCUUCCUGCUCUUCCUCCUUGUCCCCCGAGCAACUCGGGGUCCUUCAAUCACCAGCCCUCUCCUCGUCGCCGGGGUUCUCAGACGACCAAUCACUGAGUGACCUGUCGCCUGGGGUCUUGCCCCUUACCCACAGUCCCGCCCAUGUUCAGUCUAUCUUGGCGUUGCUCCCAGCAACCGAGGGCAUCAGCCAGCCAAUGAGCAUGACCGUGGGCGACUCCAACUCCAUGGCAACGACCGGGAGACCAAAGGGGAUGUAUCUGACCUCCCAUGCCACGCCCCUGCUGCCAAAGACAGCCCAGCCUCUCACACCUCCCUCCCUGACUUCCUCUCGCCCCCCCCGCCUGCGGAAACCCCGGGAUUCACAGCCCAAGAUGAGGAAACUGAAAUACCACCAGUACAUUCCCCCCGACCAGAGAUGCACGGCCGGGACUGCCGGGGGAGGGGCCAGUCAGAGGAACCCCACCCCGGCCCAGCUCUUAGACCCCGCCUACUCCAGCCUCCUGCAGCAACAGCAGGUGUUCCUCCAGCUGCAGAUCCUCCAGAACCAACAACAACAGCAGAACCAGCAGCAACAGGACCAGCAGCAACAGCAGCAGCUCACCGUCACACCCAGCGGAGACACCAACCAAAUGGUGAGGUUCUCUGGAGCCAUGCACCAGGACCCUCAGCCUGUAUCCAAGGCAACAAACCACACCUCUGUGGACACAAGUCCCUCCAACAAGUCUGAGCUCCUCUCAUCUAACCUGGUCGACCUCACGGUGUCUGAGUUGCGACAGCAGCUGCGUAAGCGAGGUCUUCCUGUCUCCGGCACCAAGCCCGCCCUCCUCCAGAGGCUCCGCCCUUUCCAGCUGCCCCAACUGUGCUUGACCCCUGUGCCCCUCUGCCAGCUGGGUACCAGCCUGGAACCCCUUACCCCCACCUCCUUGCUCACCCCCAGCCACUACCCCAGCUCCAGCACAAGCUCUGGAACUGAUUCCCCCACCAACAGCCCUAACCAUCAGGUCUACAUCCAGUCCACUGGAAUUCUGAGCGGGGUUCCAAACGGAAUUGUUAAUGACAUUCCAAAUGGUCAUACCAAUGGAAUUCCCAAUGGAAUAGGGGUCAGUGUGGUGGGGGAGCAGUGUGGCUUCCUGGCCCCUGCGUUAACCCCAUCGUCGACGCCCCACCCCGGUCUCCCCCCAUGCUCCUCUUCGCCACUGUCGACUGGCGCCUCCUGGCGGUCGGAAGAGGAGCAGCAGGAGCUGAGCCUGGAGCUGGAGAUGAGGGAGAGGAUGAGGAGCAGGCCCAGGGAGAGGCUAUCUCCUCCUCUGUCUCUAUCCUGUGGGGGUUCCCUCCAUCCCUUCCUGCAACAGGAUCCAGGAUGGCCCAGAGGGACACCAGAGAGGGAAGGACAGACAGAGAUCCUGUUCACACAGGUGUUCUGCUGCCAGCCGUGGGACGUGAUUGGCCAGGACUUUGAGCUGCCUAUGCAGAUCACAGCCAGUCCCAUUCAAGCCCCACCCAGCGUCUGCAGUCUGGAGGAGGAGCUGCAGGAGGCCAUUAACAGAGUACUGAUGGACCCCAGUCAGUCAAUAGAGGACAUUCUGGAGGAACCUACCAUCUGUGUGGACUCCCACUCCUCCUCUGUCUCAGACCUCCAAUCCCCUGUCACUAUCCUCCCUGGCCCCUCCCCUCCUCCCCAAACAGACCAAUCCCAGCCGUUCCGUUGUCAUUCAAAGGAUGACAACUUUCUGUCCUCUCCUCUUUGCUCCUCCCUCCUGCUGGAGCUCCCGCCGUCGCCUUCGACGAUGGUUCCCCGCCAAGCCGCCCCACCCCCUCUCCCUCCCUCCAUCUGUACUUCUCCCCUGCCUCCCACUGUGACCUCACGGAAGAGGCGGGCUCAGGCAACCUUUGACCCUGCUGAUUGGUUGGAGUCGCUAGCCUCUGGACUCCGCCCUCUCAGUCCUCCAUCUGCCCCAUUCGUUGAGACUGACUUUGGCCUCAAUUCGGAUCUGAACGUCAACCGAGCGUUGGAUCUCAUGGUGGAGCAGUGGUGAAGGUCUUAGGUGGACCGAGUGUCUGUGUGUGUGUGUGUCUGUGUGUGUGUGUGUGUGUGUGUGUGUGUGUGUGUGUGUGUGUGUGUGUGUGUGUGUGUGUGUGUGUGUGUGUGUGUGUGUGUGUGUGUGUGUGUGUGUGUGUGUGUUUGUUAGUCGGACUUCAACAUACACCUCCCAACAAUGGGAACAGAUUUGUGAAUGUCCAUCCAUCCAUCCAUCUGUCUAUCCAUCCAUCCCCUCUGUCCACUUUGUGAGUGAGUAGUCUGUUUGAGAGAGGUGACUGCAGGUCUGUACCCCACGCAAUGUCGAGAGACAGAUGCUACUGCAUUGGAAGAGAUGAAAAAAGACUGAGUUGCAUUGGUGGAACAAAAACUGGUAGAGGGAAUCACACACACACACACACACACACACACACACACACACACACACACACACACACACACACACACACACACACACACACACACACACACACACACACACACACCCCUUGGGUCCUGUUAAAUAAAAAAUUGUCAAAUACAACAAAUGAACAAUGCAUAUUUGGAGUCACACACAAUCCAACACAUUGUUUACAGUGGGAAGCAAAGAAA
Salmo salar (Atlantic salmon) is the source of this 3489-nucleotide messenger RNA. Its product is annotated as myocardin. Gene Ontology annotation, molecular function: transcription coactivator activity. The record is from RefSeq and is a predicted model, not a curated record. Gene Ontology annotation, cellular component: nucleus. Lineage: Eukaryota; Metazoa; Chordata; Actinopteri; Salmoniformes; Salmonidae. Gene Ontology annotation, biological process: smooth muscle cell differentiation; positive regulation of transcription by RNA polymerase II.